This is a messenger RNA of Venustampulla echinocandica, 1170 nucleotides long. RefSeq lists its product as uncharacterized. The transcript has 2 exons. NCBI's taxonomy places the organism in Eukaryota, Fungi, Ascomycota, Leotiomycetes, Helotiales, Pleuroascaceae. The coding region runs from base 1 to 1170 and encodes 389 amino acids. The record is from RefSeq and is a predicted model, not a curated record.
AUGGCUUUCACGAUAUACCUGUUCCUCGCGGUAUUCGCGCUGCUGGGCGCAGCGCGCGCGCAAUUUGGCGACAUGGAGAUGUUUAGUCCGCGAUUCUACAUGGGAUCGCCGGCGCUGGAAAGACGACAAUCGGACGGCUGUGGAGCAGAUGCGUAUUCAUGCCUGGAUGUUGGGCGCCCCGACAAGUGCUGCUCAAAAGAUCAGUACUGUCUCCUAAAUAAAAAUUUCGAUGCCGAAUGCUGCGCAAUCGGCUCCCCCUGCGAUUCCCCUUGUCCCUCAACAGCCUAUGCAUGUCCCGCAACCAUCACCGUGAGCGGCACAAAGACCACAGGCCCAGGCUGCUGUGGGAGAAGCUGUCCCAGCACAAGCCAAUACAAAUGCGCCGAAUCGUUCGGCGGAGGUUGUUGUAGCUACGGCUUCGACUGCGCGCCUGGCAAGUCUUGUGUUUCAGCUGCUCGCCCAACAACAUCCCCUCCUAUUGUCGGGGUGAUCCCCCCGGGGUGUUCGAAGACAAACCAAUUCUCGUGCGCGUCGAGCCUUGGAGGGGGAUGCUGUGAUAAUGGAUAUAGUUGCAAGAUUUCCGAUGGUGUAAACGGGUGCGCGCCUGCUAGGGGGACAUCAAUGUUGACUCGGACAGGCACGGGUGGCAGCAUCGCUACGCAGACUCCGCAGGACUCACCUGGUGGCGGUCUUUCAACGGGUGCUAAAGCGGGAAUUGGCGUCGGCGUGGCUGUUGCAGCACUUGGUGUAAUAGGGGGUUUGCUUUGGUUUUGCGUUGUCCAUCGACGACGUGCGAGACAGAGCCAGAAAUCUGAGUCCGUACCUGCUAUAUCACAAGGCGGCUCUGAGAACCCUCCUGGAGGUUCUAAAGCCGGAGGAUCCAAAGCCGGAGGUUCUAAAGCGGGUUCAAAGAGACCAUCCGUUGGGAGGUCACAACCUUCUGAUUAUUUCGGGCCAACAGCUAUUCCUGGACCUUUCACUGAGGAGCACACUUCACCAGGAACGACGCCCGGGACCAACAGAGGGGUACCAGCUGUCCCUCAGAGCCCAGGAGAUAUUGCAAGCCCUGUUGAGAUCGAUUCCCGCGUGCAAUCUGAAAUGCCGACUUCUAGUACCAACGAGUCUUCAAUGGCUAAAGGAACGGUGCAACAUCCGGUUGAAUUACCCUGA